GUAUAAAUAGUAUAUUUUUUCGUCGAAGAGGGUUCGGCCAAAUCCCCGAACAGAAGGCUAGCUCCGCCCCCUCAUUUGAUCUUUGCUUAAAUAUUUAAAUUUUCUCUCCAACUUUCCAGGUCUUUACUUAGUGAAGUAUAGAAGAUGAAGGCUGGUCCGGCAGAGCUCUUUGACAGAUUUCGAAGAUAUGUUCUACCAAUCGCGACGUUACUGCUCUUACUAAAGACUUGUUUCUCUUCAUUUGAUACUACCACUGAUUCUUUUCUGCAAAAUCUUGAAUCGAGUCUCAAUGGAUCAUCACUCCCUGUUGAUCAGCCAGAGCGUAAGGCCGUUAACCAAAUGCUGUCUCCGGGAACUACUAGCACUAACAAUUCAGAAAAGGGAUCGAUAAAGCAGCAAACAUGUAACAUCUUUGUGGGAAAAUGGGUGCCAUAUCCAAAGGGACCAUAUUAUACAAAUGAGACGAACUGUGUGAUCGAUGAUCGAGAGAAUUGCAUGAAGUAUGGAAGGCCUGAUAGUGAUUUCAUACACUGGAGAUGGAAGCCAGAUGAUUGUGAGUUGCCACUUUUUGAUGCUAGUCAAUUCUUGGAAAUUGUUCGUGGCAAGACUUUGGCUUUUGUUGGAGACUCCCUAGGAAGAAAUCAAAUGCAAUCACUGGUGUGCCUUCUAGCUAGUGCAGCCAUUCCUGUAGACGCAUCGGAGACUACGGACACAAGAUUCAGGCGAUGGUUGUAUAAAGAUUACAACUUCACAAUCUUAGCCCUGUGGUCUCCACAGCUGAUCAAAUCCAACUUAUCUGAUCCUAACGGUGAUCCCUAUUACGGUAUCAUGAAUCUGUAUCUGGACAAGGCUGAUGAUGUCUGGGUAAAUCAGGUUGACAAAAUUGAUAUUGUCAUAAUCUCUGGAGGGCAAUGGUUCUUUAGGCCAUUUUUGUUCUACGAAAAUGAUCAGCUCGUCGGAUGUCACAAAUGCAAUGAAACAAAUGUUACAAAACACACACAUUAUUAUGGAUACAGAAUGGCGUUUCGUACAGCUUUCAAGACCUUAUUAAGCCUCAAGAAGUUAAAAGGUCGAUUGGUAAUGCUAAGGCCAUUUUCCCCUGCACAUUUUGAGCAUGGGGGAUGGAACACCGGAGGGCAUUGCAAUAGAACAAGACCCUUCAACAAUCAAGAAAUGAAGCUGGAUGGAUAUGAAUUGAAGAUGUAUAUGACUCAAUUGGAGGAAUUCAAGGCAGCAGAAAGGGAAGGUAGAAAAAGGGGUGUCAAAUUCAGAUUGCUAGAUACAACUAAAGCAAUGGUGAUGAGACCAGAUGCACAUCCUAAUCACUAUGGACAUUGGCCACAUGAAAAGAAACUACCUGAUUGUGUGCAUUGGUGUAUGCCAGGCCCUGUUGAUACUUGGAAUGAGCUUUUGUUAGCCACUUUAAAGAUGGAAAGAGAUGGAUUUAUCCAGACAUAGAAACAAAAUAUAAUGCUUACGAAUUAUUUGGAAAUAACUCUUCAAAUGUCUCUGUAAUAUGUUUUAGGAAAGGUUUAAGUCAUGUUUUAGGCCACAGUUACCUAUUUGAUAGGUAAUCUGUCUUAUAUAUCAAGAUUAAAAAUUUCACUUUU
Capsicum annuum is the source of this 1610-nucleotide messenger RNA. RefSeq names its product protein trichome birefringence-like 19. The transcript is spliced from 3 exons. Gene Ontology annotation, cellular component: Golgi apparatus. Lineage: Eukaryota; Viridiplantae; Streptophyta; Magnoliopsida; Solanales; Solanaceae. The record is from RefSeq and is a predicted model, not a curated record. Gene Ontology annotation, molecular function: O-acetyltransferase activity. Bases 145 to 1458 code for a protein of 437 amino acids.